Messenger RNA from Haemonchus placei, 960 nucleotides. Lineage: Eukaryota; Metazoa; Nematoda; Chromadorea; Rhabditida; Trichostrongylidae. The record is from the annotation of a GenBank genome assembly.
AUGGGUGAGACAGAUGGCCGAUGCGAUCUUUUAUUUAAGUUCACUUUAACAAAUCCAAUCAAACAGCAACCAUGGGAGUUUCAUCAUAGCGAUGUGAAACAAGGUAAUCUACUGGGACGAGGAGCGUUUGGUGAAGUUCGAGCAGGAACGCUGCAACUGAAGACUGGAAGAAAUGUCGAUGUGGCCAUAAAAGUUACAAGAGGAUCGUCGGAUCUAUGUAAGGCGAAAAUCAAGGAGAUGAUGAGGGAAGCUCGCCUCAUGCGGAACUUCCAUCACGAGAAUAUUGUGCGCAUCUAUGGUGUUGCAGUGGACGAACAACCUCUUUAUAUCAUUCUCGAAUUAAUGACUGGUGGUGCCUUGAACCAUUUUCUCAAAGCCAACGCUGGCAAGGUUAGCGUUUUGGAUAAAAUAGCCAUGUGUCUUGGAGUGGCACGAGGAGCUGAGUACUUGCAUCAUAAACGCUGUAUGCAUAGAGAUCUGGCUGCAAGAAAUUGCUUGAUCACUCGAGACAAAAUAGUUAAAAUUAGUGAUUUUGGAUUAUCUCGAAUGGGAACAAGUUAUGUACUUCAUACAUCAGUGAGGCUCCCUACCAAGUGGCUGGCCCCAGAAACAAUCACCACUCUUUCAUUUUCUCUGAAAACGGACGUGUUCAGUUUUGGUGUUGUUGUCUAUGAAAUCUUCUCUGAUGGCGGUGAACCAUGGGGAGGCAAGACCAAUGCUGAAGUAAAAGCCCUUGUCUCCAAUGGCCAAUUUCUGACUCUGCCGGACUGCGUUCCUGAAGCAAUUCGAAACUUUGUCCAGGAACGAGUUUUUGUGAGGGAUCCUGCGGAAAGAGCGAGUAUGACUAAGGUGGUGGAGGCAUUCGAGCAAAUACAGGCGGCGGAGGGCUUCUUACCAAUGGCAGAAUGGUGGUGGCGACUACGUAAAAAGGAUCAAAAGUUGGUGCAAAAUGCAGCGUAA